This is a messenger RNA of Mytilinidion resinicola, 1383 nucleotides long. RefSeq lists its product as uncharacterized. The record is from RefSeq and is a predicted model, not a curated record. NCBI's taxonomy places the organism in Eukaryota, Fungi, Ascomycota, Dothideomycetes, Mytilinidiales, Mytilinidiaceae. Bases 94 to 1383 code for a protein of 429 amino acids. The transcript has a single exon.
UACACCAGCGUAGGCACCAACACUCAUUCAUAUCCUACUUUCUUACCAAGCCUGAUUACCUCGCCCCUACCGGGCUUCGGAAGAUACAAAAAGAUGGAGGUCCAAUCUUCCUUCGGCAGCCAGAACUCCACCAGCGCCCCGCCGCCAUCCAUGGAUCCAGCACGCAGGGGCUCAGUCCCCGGCACUCCAGCCCUCCUCCAGAACCUCCUCAGCAUCGACGACUUCGAGAAACAGCACGAAGCCGCCGUCGCCGCCGCCGCCGCAUCCCGCGCCCAAUCCACCCCGAAAUCCAACCCUCAACCAGGCUCCGCGGCGGCGGUGCCCCAACCCAUCCCCAUCUCCACCCGCUCCUCCGUAAACACCCAGCUCUUCUUCCAGCGCUGCCAGGCGCUCGCCAUCCUGCAGCCCGCCUUCUCCUUCGACGGCGACGCCUCUCUCCCCGCCUGGUCCUGCACCCUCACCCUGCACGCCGGGGGCCAAGCCCACAGCCUCACCACCACCGGCGUCUGCACCUCCAAGAAAGAAGCCAAAGAAGCCGCCGCGACCCUCGGCCUCGGCCUCAUCGCCGCCCUCGAAGCCGCCGGCACGCUGGCCACCCCGUCCAAAGCUACCAAAAAACGCACCCCGACCCCCACUCUCCCCUCCUCCUCUACCACUACCCCCACUGAACCGGACGAGCCACAGGAAAACUACAUAGGCAUCCUCACGGAGUUCUGCCAGGGCGCCAAGCUCCCCGCGUCCGUCUUCGCCGAGUUCAGAACGGGGACCUGCUUCUCCGCCGAGCUGGCGCUGGAGAGCCAUCGGCCCGGCGCGCCGUUCGGCGGGCGCGGCGUCCUCCAUUCAUCCAAGAAAGCGGCGCGUGCGGCUGCUGCGAAAGAGGCUGUGCUCUGGCUGAGAGAGAAGGGGCAGCUGCCCGCGGUGCACGAGCCCGCGGCCGCGAGGAAGCGGAAAGCGGCUGCGUCGUCGGAGGAUGCAGUGCAGCUGUCUGCGGGCGGGGCGAGUGGAGGUUCGGCGGCGCGGGUGCUGGCACUUGCCGCAGAGCUGGGCUUACCGCAGCCGGUGUAUCGGUGGGCCGAGGCGAGUGAGCUGGCGCCGGGGCUGUGGACGGUGAGUAGUUUGUUCCCCGGGAGUGUAGGGGUCGGGGGCGAGCAUGGGGUGGUCGCGACGGCGAGGCAUGUGUUUGGGAAGAAGGCGGCGCGGGAGGAGUGUGCGCGGUUGACGGCUGUGGAGCUGGAGGGGGUGUUGGAGAGGCGGAGGGGAUUAGUAGGGAGGGUGUUGGGGGUGAAGAGGGUGGAAAAGGAAAAGGGGAGCGGCGACGGGGAGGGAAAGGGGGAGGUGGAGAUUGGAGAGGGGGGUGAGGAUGAGGAGUAUCAUUCUUGUUAG